Brenthis ino (lesser marbled fritillary) is the source of this 1737-nucleotide messenger RNA. The record is from the annotation of a GenBank genome assembly. Lineage: Eukaryota; Metazoa; Arthropoda; Insecta; Lepidoptera; Nymphalidae.
AUGAAGACAUUGUUCUGUACAUUGUUGCUGGUGGCGGGAGUGUGGAGUCACUCCCACCACAACCAUGACCAUGACUCUCACGACCACUGCCACCACAACCAUGACCACCAGCACACAUCUGAUCACCACCAUGACCACAACUCAGAGCUACCCAAGCAGCCGGUGGCAGUGUCUCCGUCGGGCGAGUUCCGCGGCGGCUACAACGUGACGCGCCGCGGGCGACAGUUCGAGACCUACCGCGGCAUCCGCUACGCCGAGCCCCCUGUCGGAGAGCUGCGGUUUCAGCCUCCAAAACUGAUAUUGGAGUACAAGUCCCCGGUGGACGCGCGCGAGGACGGGCCGGCGUGCCCGCUGCCCGCGUUGCCCGGCUACCCCGUCGACGAGGACUGCCUCACCAUCAAUGUCUACACGCCGCUAAAAAAAGACAGAAGUAAGCCGCUGCCAGUGAUAUUCUUCAUGCACCCGGGCGGCUUCUACUCGUUUACGGGACGCAGCGACCUGGCGGGACCGCACUACCUGCUCGACCGCGAUCUCGUGCUCGUCACCAUCAACUACCGACUUGGCUCACUCGGUUUGUUAAGUACGGGCGACAAGCUGGCGCCCGGCAACAACGCCUUCAAGGACCAAGUGGCGGCACUUAAGUGGGUGCAGCGUAACAUCGCGGCGUUUGGCGGAGACCCGAACUGCGUCACCAUCGCGGGCACUAGCGCCGGCUCUACUAGCGUCAUGCUGCAUAUGAUCUCGCCCAUGUCAAAAGGUCUUUUCCACCGUGGUAUUUCGAUGAGUGGUUCGCCCAUUAUGAGUAGCCCGACUCCAGACAACUACUACCAGCUGGCUGUGAAGCAGGCGGAGUUACUCAAUUGUCCCACUACGAACUCUAAAGUUAUCAUUGACUGUUUGAAGACAAAACCUUGGAGGGAACUCGGAGAUUCUCUAAAUAGUUUUUAUGAAUUUGGAUUUGAUCCAAUUCUUAUCUGGGGGCCAGUCAUUGAAAAAGACUUCGGCCAAGAGAGGUUCUUGUCCAUCGAGCCGGCUGACGCCAUCAAACAGGGCAAAAUGCACACGGUGCCGUACAUCGUCAGUCAAACUCACGAUGAAUUAUUUUGGAUGGCUUUCACUGUCCUAAGAAACCAGACGCUGCGGGACAAGAUGAACGCGGAGUGGGAGUCGGUGGCGCCGAUAUCGUUCCUGCUGCCGCCGCAGCCCGCGCACGCCGCCGCCGCGCUGCGCCGCCAGUACCUUCACGACCAGCCGCUGCGCGACGACGCGCAGAGCGCGACCGACCUGGGCCUCCUCUAUCAGGACUCUAUAGAGAGCUUCCCAGUCCACAGAUUGGUCAACCUGAUGUGUCGACACUCGCAGCACCCGGUGUGGUACUACGAGUUCGCGUACAUCGGCAACCACAGCCACUACGAAGACCCAGUCACUAAGAAACCAGUUGGCGCGGCGCACCACGACGAUCUGAUCUACCUGUUCACGCUGAGCUACCGCUUCCCGGACGUUGGCACCAGGGGCGCAGACUCCGACACUGUCGACGUCAUGACCUCCAUCUGGUACAACUUUGCCAAAAAUGGUGAUCCUAAUAAGGGCGACGUAUCAGCACUGAAGGGCAUUAAGUGGCCGCGUAUUCUGCCGGAUGACAGAAAAUAUUUGCGUAUCGACAACAAGCUUAGCGUGAAAAAGAACUUGAAAGAAGAUAGAAUUAAAAUUUGGGAAGAACUUUACCCUUUGGAAUAU